CUUGGCUUGAAUUGUCCGGGACUGUCAGGGCCGGGACGCGUCCUCCGCCCGUAGCGGCCAUGAGCACCCCAGCAGUGCCCCGGGAGCUACAGCUGCCUCCGAGCCAGAGGGCCCAGCCCGAGUUCAGAGAACAAAGAAGACAGAAACUCAAGGAACAUAUGUUAAAAAGAAAAACAUUUUUUGCAUGCAAAGAGGAAAAUCACAUAUCCAGUAGAGACCAGAAAGUGAUAACCUCUAAGGGCCAGGUUCAUGAAGAGACAAAAGUUCCGAAAUUUAAGACAAAAAUGGCUGGUAAAGAAAAUGUCCGUAGACCUCCUGGGAACAAAAAUAAUAUAACAAUGGGAAAAAAUUGUAUUCCUUUAAGGCCUUCUAAUGAAUUAACCAACUCAACUAUAGUAAUUGAUACACCUAAUUUUGAGGAUAGUAAUCAAACUGGGCAAUUGGUACCAAUUAAAGAUGGCCCUCCAGGCCAACAUAUGACAUUAAGCCAAGUGUUUCAUCUUAAAAACAACAAUAAUAAAAAGAAACAAAUAACAAUAGAAAAGCCAAAGCAAGAUGCUAUCAUGUCCAAGAAGCUUGUGCUUGGAUCUUACCGUGGUCAAAUUGUUCAGUCUAAGAUUAACUCAUUUAGAAAGCCUCCACAAGUCGGAGAGGAGAGUUCUGCAGCAACAAAGAAACUUCCGGCUGCAGUCCCUAAAGCCACAGAGCCUCCGCGCACCAACAGCAGCACUAUGACAGUCAAAAGCGAUAGAGCCUCUGGCGUGAUGACUACCACAAAACUUGUGAGCACUACAUCUCAGAACAGACAGCUUCUGCGACCUCCUAUUAGAAGUCACCGCGACAAUGCUCAGGACGCCAUGAGACAAGGCAUCGCUAGAAGCUCUGCCAAUGUUACCAUUCGGAAAGGGCCUCGUGAGAAAGAAUUAGUACAGUUUAACGCGGUUUCGUCUAGUGCCAAAACCAGUGCUCAGGAUGGAGAAAGAAAGAAGACACUAACAAGAAGCGUGAAGUCUGAAAUCAUAGCCAGGCCUGUUUCGUCUUCUAACAGCAAACUGAUAGAAAAGUCGAAAAAUGUGGACUCUGGCAGGCAUUCAAUAGCAAAAGCAACUAUUGAUAGAUCAGCUCAGCCCAAAGAAACAGCAGAAGAAAGAAAAGCUCGUCUGAGUGAGUGGAAGGCUGGCAAAAGCAAAGUGCUGAAAAGGCCGCCUAGCUCAGUAGAGACCCAGCCUGAGCCUGAAGGGCCACAGGAAAACCCAGUUGGGUCCUUUUGGACUGCCCUGGUAGAAGAAGAUGAACAGAGAUUGUUUACUGAAAAAGUAAACAAGACAUUUUCUGAAUGCCUAAACCUGAUUAAUGAGGGAUGUCCAAAAGAAGAAAUAUUGGUCAUAGUGAAUGACCUGAUUAACAAAAUUCCAGAUGCCAAAAAACUUGUUAAAUAUUGGAUAUGCCUUGCACGUAUUGAACCUCUCACAAGUCCUAUUGAAAAUAUUAUCACACUCUAUGAGAAAGCCAUUCUGGCAGGUGCUCAGCCUAUUGAAGAGAUGAGACAUGCCAUUGCGGAUAUUCUGACAAUGAAGAGUCAAGAAAAAGUUAAACAUGGAGAAAAUACUGAGGAGGCUUGUGCAGCCGAGGAAUAUACCCACGAAGUCAGCACUGGAGAUAGACCGGUCAAUCUGGAGUCAGGAAAACCAGAAAUGGAAAAGAAAACUAGAAAUGUGGUAUUUCAAGAUGAUGAAAAAGAGCAAGAUGACAAACCAAAAGAUUCAACCAAUGAUGUUAAAACGCCUGGUACAGAAACCAGGGGGAGUUGCCUAAUUAAAUAUAAUGUGUCUACUACCCCGCACCUACAAAGUGUAAAAAAGAAGAUGCAGUUCAACAAGACAGAGUCUGCAUUUAAAGAGCUGAAGUUUCUAACACCCGUUAGACGUUCUCGACGCAUUCAAGAGAACACUUGUAAACUGCCAGAUAUGUUAAAAGACCAUUAUCCUUGUGUGUCUUCCUUGGAAGAAUUAACAGUGUUGGAAGGUGAAACCGAUGCUUUUGUGUGCCGUCCCAAUGCAGCGCUGUGCCCGAUGUACUCAGAGCCUGGAACAGUAGAAGAGAAAUAAAGCGAUGAUAAGAAAUGGGGUUUUUAUUGUUCCUGGGUAUUCCGUUUGCUUGUUGUGGUAUUGUGUGUCUCUUACGAGCCAGUCAAGUACCGGAGUAUCGCUGGCAGGAAGCUCUCUUAGUGAUGUUUACAUGAUAGCAGAUAGUGCCUUCCGGGCAGCAGAAAGCUAAGCCUACCUUUUCGAUCUUCGCAGAGGGAGUUUCUAAGAUGGUAAAUUUGCCAAGUGGUUUACUACGUUCCUUGGAUACAAACAAGUGUCAUCAUAAUGUUGGCUUGUUCACUUCAAAUAGUCUUAAGUUAGAGGAGAUAAAUUUUUAGUCAUUAAAUAUAAGCACAGUAAUGCUGCAUCAUCGGAAAAGGUGUUCCAGAUAAAAUUUAUAUAUUUGCCUAGGCAUGUUUUGAAAUUUAUAGUAUACAUGCCAGCCUUUAAAGAGAAUGCUGACUUUUCAUUGCCUCUCCUUAACUCUAGAUCAGUACAAAAGUCAAUAAGUGUAAUGUGUAGAGUGAGUGCGUUCAAAUGUGAAGCCAUGGAAGGAGUUCUUGUUCUGCAGACUGCUGUGGUCUGUUGUGCUUUGGCUCCUUGCCAUUGCUUUCCACCAGUGCUGAGUGGGUCUGUGGUCUCUUUUGGCUUCUUUCCUUUUUACUGUAGCUGAGGUCACAAGGAAGGGUGACCCCAUGUCUAAGAGCAGAUACUUUGUAGUAAGAAAGACAAGGUGCCAAACUCAGUGGGUAUUGGAAACUUUCAAUCUGAGUUUCUUUCUUUAGUUCCUUUUGUAAUUUGACUAUCUAAAACGCUAAUAUUUUAACUUUUAUCAUUUCACUUGAUAUAGUUGUAGACUAUUAGAAUGGAAUUAGAGCAGGAAUAUAGAAUGUUACUCUAAUUUAGGUAGAAUUUCUAAAAUAACUAAUAGUUUCUUAUAAAAACUUUAUUGUUAAGUCAUGCCCCUUGAAACAUGAUAGUUCUAUACAAUAAACCAUUUCACUCCCUACACGUAAAUAUCACCAAUAAAAUUGUUUUGUAAGUCUCUGAACUAAUCCUUAGAUACAUCGUCUACCAAUUCUACAAUUUCAAAGAUAUGUUAGUUUUAAAACUGUGUAAUAUAAAUGUGCUUGAAAAUCACAGUCUUAUCUCACUCAUUCCAUUUGUAUAAUAGCACCUAUCUCUGUUCUCUUGUUUUAUGUUCUAGAUAGGAUUUUUAUUCUUUCAUAAACUGUGUACCUAAUAUUUAUAAAUAAAUAUAUCUGUAUUUCUC
Messenger RNA from Suricata suricatta (meerkat), 3360 nucleotides. It is a transcript of the gene CKAP2, whose product is annotated as cytoskeleton associated protein 2. Gene Ontology annotation, cellular component: microtubule cytoskeleton. Gene Ontology annotation, biological process: negative regulation of microtubule depolymerization. The transcript is spliced from 10 exons. The coding region runs from base 60 to 2108 and encodes 682 amino acids. NCBI's taxonomy places the organism in Eukaryota, Metazoa, Chordata, Mammalia, Carnivora, Herpestidae. The record is from RefSeq and is a predicted model, not a curated record.